This is a messenger RNA of Lates calcarifer (barramundi perch), 5285 nucleotides long. It is a transcript of the gene cdc42se1, whose product is annotated as CDC42 small effector 1. The record is from RefSeq and is a predicted model, not a curated record. Lineage: Eukaryota; Metazoa; Chordata; Actinopteri; Centropomidae. Bases 377 to 700 code for a protein of 107 amino acids. The transcript is spliced from 5 exons. Gene Ontology annotation, biological process: regulation of Rho protein signal transduction. Gene Ontology annotation, cellular component: plasma membrane. Gene Ontology annotation, molecular function: small GTPase binding.
CUGUGUUGAUGUCUCAGAGCUCUGGUUCCCAUGCUGCAGAGCUCCUGUUCUUCUAUCUCUGUGAGGACCGAGUCUCAGUUUACUUUGAAUUCAGUCUUUUAUUUUCUGGAUGUUUCGAUCAAACCUGAAGCUCAGUUUGGAUUUUAAAACACAAAGUUUGGAUUUGUUGUUUUUCAUCUGCUGCAGAAAAAGGAUGUUUUAAAAAAUAUUUCUGAGGAUCCAGUGAAUUUAAAUUUUGACUUUCCGUCAGAACUUUUGGAUUUUAUUUGAUAUUUUCAGUCUGAACCCUCCUGGAGCCCAGUAUUCAGUCUGAGGUGGGGUUCAUUUCAGGGUCUUGGUCGUCUGAGUGUCCGUGUUGGUGCAGUUUUUCGUCUGAAUGCCCCAGGAUUACCCUCAGGCUGCAGUUCCUCACCCGGCCUGCAGGGCGGCAGCAGAGAGUGGCGGCUGGCAGCUGGAGAGGCGGAGCGUCGGCAUGAGCGACUUCUGGCACAAGAUGGGCUGCUGCGUGGUGGCUAAACCUCCGCCGAAGAAGAAGAGGAGGAAGAUUGAUCGCAGUAUGAUCGGAGAGCCGACAAACUUCAUCCACCUCACACACAUCGGCUCCGGAGAGAUGGCAGAGGGUCUGCAGCCGUCGGGGUCGGUUCAGGAGCAGAUGAGGUCUAAAGGCCCGAACAUGAACGGAAGGAACAGUGUGUUAUAGCCGGACUCAGACCUUCUGACCGACCUCCUCCCUCCUCUGAACCUGUACCCGGAGCCCCCCCCCCCUCCUGUGGGGGGCGCUGUCCUGAUCUCUCUCUUCAUAAAGGAGCAGAGGAAUUUCUUUAAUGAGUGGAGAAGGUGAGGGAGCCACGUUUCUCCUCAGGUCCAGUUAAACACCUGCUCUGCAUCUGACUACAUCUCCCACAAUCCCCCUCUGUUCAGGACGUGGGUUAUCUUUAAAAAAAAGACUUCAUUUCCCAGCAUUCACAGGGAGGGUUUCUCCUCUCACCCAGGAAAUAGUGAAGAUGACUACAGCUCCCAUAAUCCCUCACUCCUGUAGAGCUUCUUUGGAGUUUCCUCAGUGGACUUCGUUUCCCAGGAUGCUUCACUGCUCAGCUUUCUGUAUUUGGCUUUUAAAGGAUCAUUACGCUGCACUUCCCCCCCCCCCACUCGCCUUGUUUGGUCACAUCGCCUCAGUGAUGACAUCAUCGGACUUCGUUACCCAGGAUGCCUCACUCUGCCCGUCCCCACACUGCUGGUGCUGAAUGAUUUAAGAUUCUUGUUUUAGGAGAUGGGAAAGUCCCACAAACCCCUGCUACACUGGACUGUGUGUGUGUGUGUGUGUGUGUGUGUGUGUGUGUGUGAGACAUCAUAUGGUUUUAAUAAUCCACCAGUUUAAAUAUAAAUGUUGACUUCACUGAGCUCUCAGAGGGGCCCAGGCACACAGUUCAAAACUUCCAUUAGAAAACGACCCGUUUUAGUUAAAGUUGUUCAUAUGAGCUUUGUGCAGGAGUUAAACACGUCAGACUGUUCAGACUGAACUUUCAGACGUCUGUUGAAUAUUCAGCUGAAACAUUUUGAAUCCAAUGGAGACAGAAGUGUUUUCAUUUUGGGUUCCACUUUGACUUUUUCCAAACUUUUGUUUAAAACAUCUUUUGACUGCAUCUGGUCAGAAGAUCAAUUAGUAUUUCUCUGCUUUAUACUUAACAUUGAUUUUUAAUUUUCUGCUGUUUGAUUUCUCCUCAUGUCUCUGCCCUCCUGAUGAAAACUAACUGAAGCAGGGAUGGAAAACAGCAGAUUUCUCAGGACAGGGUUCAUGUUCAGUUCGAUGAUGGAGCUGAUUUCUGAGACUUGUAGAUUAAAUGUGUUUGAUAUAUUCUUGAUAAAAAUGAGACUGAAACAAACAUUUUCUGAGAUUUAUGAGAAAAAAGUUUAAAUUCCAGCGCUUUGUAAAGAACACAGAGUAACACACCAUCAACCAAACUCACACAAACUUUUAAAAACGAGUGACAGAUUUUCACAUUUAUUUAUUCGUGUAAACGUUCGAUUGUAUUUUUCCAAUAAUUAUAUCUCCCUACAUGACGGUCAAAAUGUUUCAAAACCUUCUCUAACUAACUCUAAUUCAAACUAAUCUAUUUAGUUCUGUACCAAACCUCCACUGACAAAACAACACAUUUAACACAAACAUCUGUACCAUCAGAGUCUGGUGUGUGUGUCUGUCUCUGUGGAUGACAGGGCUGGACCAAACUAACACCACAAUCCAAUGGAAGUGUUUCAGUAUUGAUUAACUGAUUGACUGAUUAACUGAUUGACUGAUUAACUGAUUGAUCAGUGCUCAUUCAUCACCAUGACAAACAUCCCAAAACAAACAAGACAAAAAGUUAAUAAAGACUGUAGUGUGUGUGUGUGUGUGUUUGGGGGGGGGUGUGUCAUCCCACUCAGCUGUUGUCUGCACUACCCUGGGUGGUUGCCGUGGAAACGGCUGAGUCACAGUGUUCCCCCUCGCCAUGGUGACCGGCCACUUCCUCCUCCUGCGGCCGAGACUGAAGAGGCCGAAACAUCUAUUUCAGGAAAAUCUGAGCCUCUGCUGCUCGUCUCAGCUUCCUCAGGACGGCGUGGUGUGUUCACUGGACUCCUCAGAGCGUGGGAGGUUUUAACACUUCCUCCCUGACCUCCUCAGUCUAACAGAUUCUCUCUGCUACUCCUCCUCAGUGUCAGUUAAUUAGACUGUGUAGGAGCUGUCUGACCUGUCUGUAAUUACCACAGCCGUCAUGUGACUCUCAGUCAACUGCUCAGAUCAGCUGACAAUGUAAACAACAGAUGGUAAACAGCCUCUCACAUGAAACAGAGCGUUACUAAUCAGUUUGUUUGGCUGCACUGGAGCAGCUGCAGUUACCACCAGUGACCACAGGUGUCGCCAAAUGAACAGGACACUCUUUAGUUCUGAAAAUGGAGGACAGUUUGAACAUUUUGAAUUUGUUUGAUCUUGUCUUGUCUUGUCUUAAAAACUGACAGCUGACAGCCCAUCAGUCAGUGAUUUUGUCUUGUUUGAUGCGGAUUUGGCGACACCUGUGGUUUCUGGUGGCAUCUGCAGCUGUUUUUAAUAAUCCAGGUCCCAGAGUUCUGCUGAAAAUAUGGACCAAAAAUAAACAACUAUUUCAAAAUAAAAGAAAAUGUUUUAAAGUUCAGUAAAUUCACAGAACUUCAGCUCAAAUGGAAACUGGACUUCACGUUUUUCCCCUCAACUUUAACUGAAUGUUUCAGGUUCCACAUUCUGAUCAUACAUUUACUUUUACUGUAGUUUAUCUGCACAGCACAGCCUCUCUCUAACAUCAACCAUACUGUCGCUGAUGUGUUACCAUACUGUAGAAACUGAGAAUCUGGGUCCAACAUGUUUGCUCCAGUCUGGUGACAGGGUUGAAAAAUCUGUGGACUCUUUUACAGGUGUUUGAAACCUGUGGUGAUUGGGACUUAAACACAUCCAUGUUUGCAGACACAUGUAUGAACUGUACACAAUAUCAGGGACUUUACAGCUUUGAAAGUUUCUGACGAGACCUUGACUCAGUUCAGAUCCACAUCAGUUCGGUCUCUCUGGGUUUAAGUCUUCAGGUUUAAGUCGUCAUCGUCCUCCUCGACCUCUCGGCUCAUUUCUCCUCUGAUUCUUGGAAACUCAGACCUGUUCUCAGGAUCAGUCAUUGGCUGCCAAAGUCUGGCUCCUUUGUGUUUAUCAGGACCAUAGUUCCUCUCUUCCUCUUCCUCUUCCCCUUCGUCUCGUCCACAUGGGAUUCCCCUCCUCCCGGCUUACAGUUCAACAACACUGGAGAGCACUUUCCCCUCGAUCUCGCCCUCAGGCAGAAACACGUCUCUGUCCUGAUGAACUCAAGCUUUCUCAUUAUCAGUUUAUUUUUAUGCUUUUUUUUUGCUGUUUAUCAAAGAUGUUGUUGAUUUUAUUGACCUGUGUUUGUAUUAUUGAACAAUCUCUUUCUGAAUAGGUGUUGCGUAACUAGUAUUGUAUGAAUGCAUCCAUUAAGAGUAUUGAUCACAAAGCAUUUCUGUGACGUUUGGCACCUUGAGCCUUCGUUGGUCCUGUGGUUUAAACCUGCAGGAGGAACAGAUAAAAAGUCAACCAGAACCUUUAUUUUUCAUAUUCUUCUAACUCUAAAUAAAGUUUAAUCUGACGUGAACCGAGCACGAACCUCCACGGCCGAGUGUCGGAGUGUGUGGAGCUGCAGUUCCUCUCACGUCCACCGGGGCAACAGUAUAAAUUAUUGUUUCGUUAAGUAGAAUUUCAGGCUUAAAUUCAUGUUUGUGUGAUUGACAGGUGUGUCAGCCAAUCACAUUCAGCUGUGGAGGUGGUUCUGGUCGACGGUCCAGAAAACUGUGAGCACGACAAACAGAUGUAAAGUCGUAAUAUAUAAGAAACAUCCUGCUGUUUUAAUGACGAUCUGCCGACAGGCCAGAUUUGAAAAACAAGAACAUGAAUCUGUUUCAGUGUCAGUAACUUUAAAGAUGAUUAAUGCCAAAGAAAAUCAUGACGACCACGUGAGAGAAACAUCCUGAGAAAAAGUUUGAGUAUUAAAGAGUUUACAGAGACCUGAUGUCCAGAAAGACGACAUUUUAAUCUUGUGUGAUCGGAGUAAAUAAGAUAGUAUCUCUAAAGAGUAAAAAACUGAUCUGUUGGAACAAGAUUUCAAAUCUGAAAACAGCAUAAAACCCUGUGUUGACAAAAUAAACAAGAUCAAAUCUCGUAUGAACAAGAUACAGAGUUCUGAGAACAAGAUCAUUUGAGAAAAUACGACAAAAACUUUGGUGAACAACACAUGGAUCUAAAACAAGAAAAUUUGUACGAACAAGAGGAUAAAUUACUGAGAACACACGAUUUAAUCUCUGGUGUUGAGACGGUAGCAUCUGCAAACACGAUCAUUUUAACAAAUAACAUAAAAACCUGCGGCAUGAAGGAAAAAAUGAAAUCAUCUUUCAGGACUUGAGGUUUUCUGUAAAUCAUUUUAGAGAAAACAUCAGAGAUAAAGUUUCACAUUUUAUUAGAAAACAUCAAAAUGUUUCGAGGCUUUAAUAAGUUAGUCUGAGAGUCUGAAUCCAUUACAAACCAACACAGAAUCUGAUGUUUAGUGUUAAAGUGAGAUGAAUGUGUGAUUUGUGUUGAUUUGCUGGUGUUUGUGUUGUGUGUGGUUUUUGUUAUGUAACCUCCUCCUCUGCAGAAACAGAAAUACAGACUGACUUUAUUCCUCCUCUUUAUGUAACGUGUGUCAUGACGGCUCAAAUAAAUCUGCUGUUUUCUCUCCAAA